Molecule: messenger RNA, 987 nt
Organism: Brassica rapa (field mustard)
Lineage: Eukaryota; Viridiplantae; Streptophyta; Magnoliopsida; Brassicales; Brassicaceae
Source: RefSeq, a predicted model, not a curated record
UGUGGAAGUCUUCCAACAAAAGACCACGCAGACGACUUACUUUUAAGUCGUCUGAGUGGUCUUUUUGUUGGAAGACUUUCAGACGACUUAACUUUAAGUCGUCUGUGAACAAAAUACUUCUCAGACGACUUAACUUUAAGUAGUCUGUGAACAAAAUACUUCUCAGACGACUUAACUUUAAGUAGUCUGAGAACAAAAUACUUCUCAGACGACUUAACUAAGUUUAUAUCUUUUAUUUAUUGCAGACUAUCGUGAAGAACUUCGUUCAGAAGGAUUUUGAUGAAAUGUUUCCAAAAUGGGACGGAGACAUAGAUGACCCUGCCGCGGAUAACAUAAUUAAAGUCAUGUUUAAUGAUCCUGGAUGGGAGUGGACCAUGGAAUGCUGGCCAGUCACCGGUACUCGCAAGGUUGUGAAGAUGGAAGUGAUUCCAGUGAAGAAUGAAGUGAGUCCCGUGAAGUCAGAGAGUGUUGUGAAGGAAGAAAGUAGCAGACCUCGGAAGAAAGCUCGUAAAGGGUCUUCUGUUUCUGCUGAGACACCUGCGGCGGGUAGUGAAGGGAUGACGCAUCAGCAGAUUGAAAAGUCCUUGAAGGACAUAUCUGAUACCAUUAAUCUUGGCUUUGGGACGUGCCUUAAGGAGCUCAAGUUACUGGCGGAUAGGAUGGUAGCUGUGGAGAAGAAGGUGGGAAUCACCAACAGAGGGGGUUUAUCUGAUGAUCGUCAACUUACAACCACUUCAAAUCCACCAAAACUUGUUGACGAACCCGGGGUUAGUACCAAAACCUCUCCCAAAAUUGCAGAGAAGAGAGUCACUAGGCAAAGUGUUAGGAAGAGUCAGGACUGAUGUGAUUUGUUUCUUGUGUGCUUUGAUGAACAUGUGUGCUUUGUUUCUAGUGUGCUUUGAUGAACCACUGUAUGCCUUGAUUCUGAACAUGUGUGCUUUGUUUCUAGUGUGAAUUUGAUCUUUGCUGUAAGGGCUUUUGUUAAUA